Messenger RNA from Sphaeramia orbicularis (orbiculate cardinalfish), 1704 nucleotides. It is a transcript of the gene mrps31, whose product is annotated as mitochondrial ribosomal protein S31. Bases 71 to 1429 code for a protein of 452 amino acids. Gene Ontology annotation, cellular component: mitochondrial small ribosomal subunit. The record is from RefSeq and is a predicted model, not a curated record. Gene Ontology annotation, molecular function: structural constituent of ribosome. The transcript is spliced from 7 exons. Lineage: Eukaryota; Metazoa; Chordata; Actinopteri; Kurtiformes; Apogonidae.
AUCGGUGACCUUAUGAUGUAGCAACAGAGGUAAACGUCAGGAGCGUGGAAGGACAUAAUAAGAAAUAAUCAUGUAUAAAUGUCUAUUUCGGACGUUGCUCACGGCUCAGAAUUCAGCCGGCAGUGUUUAUGAGGCGUGUCUCUUGGCAGCUAAACGUAACAAAACGUCUGCUUCAAUUUUUAGGAUUUCAAAUGGAGCUGGAGUUAAAUGCUUGAGCACAGGUUCAGUCAAGCUCUGUCAAAAGAGUGAUGGUGUUGGUCUCUCUGAGCAAGAUGGGAAAGUAGAUACAGAAAAAGAAUGUGAGCACACUGAAACCAAACCUUUGGCUGAACAGAAAGCUACAGAUGAUGACAACUCCCUUAAGAUUUCUGAUAAACAGGAGGAGGCAGCAGUGUUAAUGACAAAUGAUGAAGGUACCAAAGAACAGAACAUUAGUGUCAUUACUGAGCAGGAUGCAGCAAAGCCAGAAACAGAAAAGGCUGUAGCAACCAAGAGUGAAAAGGAGAUGCUCCUGGACCUUCUUAGUGGAAUGAAAGUAGAAGUUACCAACAAGCGAAAGCUUAAAAAUCCAAUGGCAGACAAAGAAUAUGCCUUUAUGUCAAAGCCAACACCAAUACCAACAGAAAUGGAGAGCACCAUCAGUAUGUUUCAGAAAGCUACAGUGGAGGCUUCAUCUCAGAGUGAAACACUGAAUCCUGAGCUGGUUGCAGCUGCAUCUGCUGCCGCUUCCACUCUGCCCAACAGCAGCCAGGCUGAGUCUGAGCUGCUCCAGCAGCUGAGGCAACAUGAGUCCAUCACUGAGGCUCAAAAGAAAGGAGACAGUAACAUUGGAUUAAUAAUUGCCAACAUGAAAGUUGGCAGAGGUCCUAACCGACAGAACACUAGGCCAACAAAUCAGAUCAGGUUUGACGAAGAUGAGCAAAUGUACACACGUGACAGAGGAAUCACUAAUGAGCUGGAUAGUGUUUGGAAAAGGAAGAAAUUAUUUACAGUGAAAAGACUAAACAUCUUCGUCCCCCCUACCGAUGAAGAUGCAGUUGAACCAACUGUUGCUCGACCAACUCUGUGGGAUGUAGACUUUGCUAAUCAGUUGUCACUGCUGACCGAUCAGAUGCCUCAAAACGGAAUUGAGGAAAUGAUUCUAUGGACCAAACAAGGGAAAGUGUGGCAGUACCCCAUCAAUAAUGAAGAUGGCCUUGAAGAGGAAGCUAACGUCCCGUUUCAUGAGCAUGUCUUCCUGGAGAAACACUUAGAAGAAGGGUUCCCACGUCAGGGUCCUGUGCGUCACUUCAUGGAUCUUGUGGUUGCUGGUUUGUCAAAAAAUCCAUACCUGACUGUCCAGCAGAAGAAGGAUCACAUUUCCUGGUUCAGAGACUACUUUCAUCAAAAAGAGGAUGUUCUCAAGGAGGCUGACACUUACCUCAACUAAACAAAGGAUGUUUUCAACAACUGUUGACUGUUGGACACAUUAAUGCACUGGACCACCAAGACCAACUUUGGCAACUGAUUUAUAGUAUAAGAUGGAUGUUGUUCAGUCAAAACCCUGUAUAACAAGUCCAGCUAAAAGAGGUUUAUUUUCGUGUCUUUAUCCUUUGUGUAUUAUUUACAGAUGGAUCAUGGAAGUAUGGAGAAAAUAUACAGAAAAACAUAUUGCCUUUUAAAUAAAAAGCAUAAAUAAUAAAGGUAUGUUUUGUUGCUCUUUUA